AUUUCUCGUCUUUUUUCGGAAAAUUCAAUAUCUAUUCUCAUCGACGAGCGGGAUUGUCUUGGAAUAAGAGAAAAAGUUCCAGUACGCACGGCAUAUCCGUUGUGCUUGUUUUGCCGCCAUUUUGCUCAUUUGAUUGUGCUGGACGUUAUCCAUUCCAAUUUCGCAGACGAUUUCACAUCACGACGGAGCAAGUAGAAUAAGCUUGAAAGCACGCGAUUCUACGGGCGACGGGGAUUCGUUUGUGUCAGGUGAAUUUCGCGCGUGAUCGGGAAUCGUCGAGUGAUACGAGCUCGAUCGUUCGGAUGAUUCCGUUGGUCCGGCGGGAUUUUGAAUUCGUGACGCGUGAUGGACGUCGACGCUAUGGCGGGCAUUGAAAAUACCCGAGCGUGAUUGUGAUCGCGAUCGUUAUCGUCUGCGUAAUUUGUUCACAGCAAUUCCGAGUGAUCCACAGCGUUCGACGGUACAUUAGCAUCGCGCAGCGAGAAAUGCGAUCGGGGUUUGCAGAAGUGAGGUUAUUUCACAUUGUAGCUCGGUAAUUUCGUUUACGAGGUUCGCGCGGGAAAUCAGAAGUCUGCGAACGCGGAUGCUCAACUCAAUAGUUUCGUUCGCGGCUUAUUUCGCUUGAGAAUCAACACGUCUCGCCGAGUGCCGAAUGUCGCGUGCCGAUAACACGAACGUUACGUGAUAGAUCCGGUCUAUGUUGACCGGCAAUGUUGCUAUCAGCAAGCUAACCUCGUGACGCGGAACGAACGAUUGUGAGCUAUGGAAGCUAAUACCGAGAUGGCUAAUGACACCCAGGAGAAGAAUAUCUCCGAUGAACGCGACAUGGAGGUCGACACGCAGGAUCAUGGAUAUGAUAUGGACGAGGAAGGUGGUCUGAGGGUGGAUGACGAGAUAUAUAUACCACCGCCACUGAAGAACUUCAACGAAACAGACACGUCUGGAUCUAGACUCAUGAUCAUCAAGAUCGUCAACGAAAAUUUUAAGAGUUAUGCCGGUGCGCAUGUAAUCGGACCCUUUCAGAAGAGUUUCUCAGCAAUAGUGGGUCCCAAUGGUAGUGGCAAGAGCAAUGUAAUAGACUCUAUGCUGUUUGUAUUUGGCUAUCGUGCCAGCAAGAUUAGAUCGAAGAAGGUAUCUGUUCUAAUACAUAAUUCCAGUGAGCAUCCAAACUUGAAUAGUUGUACAGUCUCUAUUUACUUCCAAAGAAUUAUCGAUAAGCCUGGUGAAGAUUAUGACAUUGUUCCUGGUAGCGAGUUUGUUAUAUCUAGAACAGCAUUUAAGGAUAGUUCAUCAUAUUAUGAACUUAAUAAGAAGAAAGUACAAUUUAAAGAGAUUGCUAAGCUCUUGAGGUUUCAUGGAGUUGACUUGGAUCACAAUCGUUUUUUGAUAUUGCAGGGUGAAGUAGAACAGAUUGCACUGAUGAAGCCAAAAGCUCAAAAUGAAAAUGACACUGGAAUGUUGGAAUUCUUGGAGGACAUUAUUGGUACAUCUCGUUAUAAAGAACCUUUGGAGAAAUUAACGAAUAAGAUAGAAGAAUUAACGGAACUUAGAGUGGAAAAGUUACAUCGUCUCAAAGUCGUACAAAAGGAGAAAGAAGCCCUGGAGGAACCUAUGCAAGAGGCGGUGCAGUACUUAAAAACAGAAAAUGCGAUAACUCAACUGCAGCAUCAACUUUAUCAGUGUAAAAAAUCUGAGGCGAUAAAAGAACUUGCCGAAUAUGUAGCGACGAAUGAUAAUUUAGAGAAGGAACAAGCCGCUUUAACGAAUGAGAUGAGUAAUGUUCGUCAAGAGAAAGACGAAAAAAUCAAGAUUAUUAAGGAAAAGAACAAAAAAUGGGAUGUUUUACAACAGCAGAAGGAUGAAGCCACGACGAGCUUUAACGAAAUCCGCAAACAAGAUGAGUUAUUGCACGCCGAACUGGUCGAAACGAAUAAGCGACGAAAAGCUAAUAUGGCAACUACCAAAACGGAAAAAAACAAGCUGGAGGAAUUGCUGAAGGUACCGGAGAAAAAUGCAAAAGAUAUCGAAGAAUGCGAACAUCUAAUUGAGACGAAUAUGGUCAAAAAAGAAAAAGAAGAAGCUUCAUUGGCGACUUUGAUGAUGAAUCUGCGGGAAAAAACAGAACCAUUAUUAAACGAGCGGUCCAAAUUGGAGCAAAAACUGAUAUCUCUCAGGAAAAAUGUAGAUCAGGCGAAAGCAGCAUAUGAUAUCGCUCAGUCCGAAUUACAGCUUUACAUAUCGGUAGAAAAGAUCGAGAAAGAGAAAUUGGAAAGUCUCCGUGAAUCUUUGGAAAGAACUGUAAGUACUCUCAAGGAGCGACAGAAACAGCUGGCACUGUUUGAGACAAAAAUUCCGGCAACUGAGAAUAGUUUGGAGCAAGCACAGAGCGAACUGAACGAGGUGAAGGCACUCGAGAUGGAAAAGACUGCUCAACUGCAAAAGAUGCGAAUCACUUAUGAGGAGCAACGUUUUGCCAUGCAAGCCAGUACAUCGCGAAACCGCAUCUUGGAUGCAUUGAUGAGAGAAAAACGCGAAGGACGAAUACCUGGAAUACUUGGAAGAUUGGGCGAUUUGGGUGCCAUUGACGCUCAGUAUGAUGUUGCCGUGUCGACUGCAUGCGGUCCGUUAGAUGAUAUCGUUGUAGAUACAGUAACCACGGCACAAGCAUGCAUAACUUUUUUGCGAGAGCAUAAUAUAGGACGUGCUACAUUUAUAGCGCUGGAGAAACAGCAGCGAUUUCAAGACAAAAUUCGUCACAAAAUCCAAACACCGGAAAACGUGCCUCGAUUGUUUGAUCUGAUCAAAGUGAUGGAUGAGCGGGUGCUGCUAGCAUUCUAUUAUGGUCUGCAAGACACUCUGGUAGCAAAGGAUUUAGAUCAGGCGACACGCAUUGCUUAUGGUAGAAUGCGUUAUCGCGUGGUGACGUUGAAAGGUGAACUAAUCGAGUUGUCGGGUACAAUGAGCGGUGGUGGACGCACAGUACUGCGAGGUCGAAUGGGUCAGAAAGUGAUGAGGAAUGAGCCAUCAACCGCUGAUAUCGAAAAGUUGCAAUCACAGUUGGAUACUGUAUUUGAAGAGUGCAAUAAGCUAAAGGCGAGGCAACAACCGUUGGAACAGCAGGUCCAUGUAUUGUCAAUCGCUUUGAGGGAUAUGAAGGUUGAUAAACAGAAAUUCGGUAUCGAAGUGCAGGCGCUGAGCGAGCAGGAGCCAUCGUUGCGGGCACAACUCAAAAUGCAAGAAAAGCACGCUGCCAACUCUGUAUCAGAUCCGAAGAAGGUCGCACAAUUACAAAAAGCGGUGGAUACGGCGAAAUUGCAUCUGGAAGAAGUUGAAGAGAAUUCCGCCUCGGUAGAAAAAGAGGUGGAAUGUAUUAAUAAGAAAAUAGAUGAAAUCUCUGGCAGCAAGGUGCGGGAUCAGCAAGCAAAAAUUGCACAGCUGACCAAAUCGAUAGAUAAAGCUAAGGCGGAGAUAUGUCGUCUUCAGGUAGCCAUUAAGACUGCCGAGAGAAACGUUAAAAAGACGGAGAAAAAUAUAGAGACGUUGGAGAGUGAUGUGCAUACUUGCGAGCAGAGACUGAGGGAUAUUCAAAAAGAAAAAUCCGAACUCGAGGAACAUGCUAAGGUAAUUCUGGAAAAGUUGAAGGAAAUCAAUGAGAAGUUGGAGGAGCGAGAUGAUUCUACAGCAUCCUUAAAGGAUGAGUUGAACGAAUUGCAAACACGCGAGGACAAGAUGAAGGCAACGAAGAUCGACCUAGAUCAGAAAUUACACGAAAGUAAAAAACAGUUAAAAGAACUUCAGCUAAUGAUCCCCGAAUACAACCGGCGGAUAGCGAAACUGGAGUUACAUGCGAUUCCGCAUGAAUCUAUAGAGCCACUUAAAGAUCUGACGGAAGAGGAGGUCGAUCAAUUAGAUAUGAAAAUUGUGAUGCAGAAUUUGCAGAGGGCCAAGAAGAGAUUACCCGAGCAGAUACCCAAUAUGCAGAUUAUUGCAGACUAUCAGGUGAAAGACGCGCUGUACAUGAAGCGUGCUUCCGAAUUAGAGGAGACGACAUCGAUACGCAACAAGAUGCGCGACAUUUACGAGUCCGCCCGACGACGCAGGAUCCAAGAAUUCCUACAUGGUUUUACCUUGAUCACUACUAAAUUGAAGGAAAUGUAUCAAAUGAUCACGCUAGGUGGUGAUGCGGAACUGGAGUUGGUAGAUUCGUUGGAUCCAUUAAGCGAGGGUAUCGUAUUCAGCGUGCGUCCACCCAAGAAAUCAUGGAAGAGCAUCGACAAACUCAGCGGCGGCGAGAAAACUUUAAGCUCGUUGGCACUGGUUUUCGCUCUCCAUCAUUAUAAACCUACGCCAUUGUACUUUAUGGAUGAAAUCGAUGCCGCGCUCGACUUCAAGAAUGUCUCCAUCGUCGGCAACUAUAUUAAAGAACGCACGAAAAACGCGCAAUUCAUAGUUAUCUCGUUACGCUCAAACAUGUUCGAAUUGGCCGACUCUCUCGUUGGUAUUUACAAGACGUUUAACUGCUCCAAGACUGUGACUCUCCAUCUCAGUCAUUUUUACAAGAAUAAUAGUAUCGUACCACCCACACAGCUUACCUCCAAGUCAUACGCGUCCCAAGCGACGCAGAAAUCGAAAUUGUCUUCACAACGUACUCAGCAGAAUUCGCACAAGGAGAAUACUGCGCCUGUGAAAAAUAAUAAUGUGAAGAGAUCAUCUUUGAGCGAAGAUGAGACAUCGCACACACAGAAUAAAAACGCAAAUAGAAGAUCGUUGAACAGAGAAGAAAUGUCGCCUGCGAAGAAUAAUAAUACGAAGAAUAUAUCAGUAAACAGGGAUGAAAUUUCGCCCAUAAGAAACGAUAAUGCAAAGAAAAUAUCAUUGAAUAUGAAUGAGACGUCGCUUGCGAAGAAUAAUAACGUGAAGAAUACGCUAGAUGACAAAGAAACGAAUGUGAAAAAUAGCGCGAAGAAAACACGAAACGGAAAACGACUAAAAAUUGAUCAACAAGAGUGUUCAGAAUUGAGAGUAUGUACGACGCCGGAGCAAGUGCCAACUCGUCGUUCCGCUAGGAUCGUGAGAAAGAGUAUGGACACAGAUGAAAAUAGUGUUAAUAAGGAGCCGGCUAAGAAAAAGCAAAAAGCGAAGUGACCAAUCGACUUCGGACUUCGAGAAUCAUUGUCUUCAGCGGACAUAUGUGCAAAACGAUUGCGCAAAGCUCGAAGACUAGUAUAAAUACUUAUAAAUCGCUAAAAUAUAAAUAUCGUUAACAUAUUUCUGCGUAAAUUGAAGCUUACGGAGCGACGUUAUUACACAUCUUCAUAACCGUUUAAACGAGCCAUUUGGAUGAAGAUGCGAAAUAACACAUCAUGACUGAUAUGUCAAAAAAAUAUCGCAACAAUGUAACGACUAAUUAGAUAAUCAUUGAUAUAAUUUUAUUUUUAAACGUUACACAUGCAAGUUCUCAGUUCUUUUAUGAUUUAAUAUUUUUGCGUAAAUAUAAAAUAUUGAAAAUGACGCUUCCGUAACGGAGUAAGAUCUAAUCCUUUUAACUGUGCUUUCUGUAUUUUUUUUUGUCACAUUGUAUCUUUUUUUCUUUUCAUUCUGAUGCUUGAAUAUAUGCAUUAUGUAUACAUUAUUUUGAAUAUAAUUAAUACAACUUAGUUCAGUUAAGAGGAAUAGAAAUUGAAUAGAGAGGAAUAGAGCUAUUGCAUAAAGAAUGCAAAUAGCAAUAUUUUUAUACAUUUGUACAUGUCGCUAAAGUUAUAUUAAAACAUAAUUACUAUUAGAACAAGAACUGAAAUACUUCA
This is a messenger RNA of Pogonomyrmex barbatus (red harvester ant), 5804 nucleotides long. It is a transcript of the gene glu, whose product is annotated as structural maintenance of chromosomes 4-like protein gluon. Gene Ontology annotation, cellular component: condensin complex; chromosome. Gene Ontology annotation, biological process: mitotic chromosome condensation. NCBI's taxonomy places the organism in Eukaryota, Metazoa, Arthropoda, Insecta, Hymenoptera, Formicidae. The record is from RefSeq and is a predicted model, not a curated record. Gene Ontology annotation, molecular function: ATP binding; ATP hydrolysis activity; protein binding.